UGGAGGUUACGAGCAGUAUUGCAUUUCUGGCUUUCCUGCACAUUUUACAAUGACGAAGCCAAAUAUGUUAUUUACGCAUUCGCUAUUAAAUUUAUAUUCGGUUAUACCGUGUCGUAGAAAUGUCCGCUGAAGCAGUCAAAGCGAUAAUAUCUGAGACCGAAAGUAUAAUUAGCAUAAGGCGAUAAUUUAGCUCCAUGUCAACAACAUCGCGAGUGAUUAUUUAUUACAGUCAAAACAGCGAUUCCUUUACGUUACAUCUUCAUCCGAGUGUUUGACUCGUGCUAGCUCCGUGAAGCCCUUUGGUUGUUAUUUCGGGCGUGUUUGUGUGUGUUUAGGGCGUUUGUGUUAUGUUUGAGAUGGACAGAGAGGAAUCAGACAGACUGAUAGAGAAAGCCAAACUGUGCCUGCGGUCGGGACGGAAGGAGAAAGCCCUGCAGCUGCUGUACGAGGCUCAGAGGAUUUACCCCAGCGCACGGGCCAGAGUACUCAUCGAUGCCAUUGUGAAAAAUGGUGGCCCCGUUCCCCCUGAGGAAGAGCGCACGUUCACGCCUCCACCCGGCUGGAGGAACUCCAAACUAAGUGAAAAUGGCUCGGCUCUACAUCAGCGGCCCAACUUGCAUGAGAGAGGAGAGGGGUCCGGCGAUGACAAGAAGAGCUACACUGAGGAACAGCGUCAGGGAGUGCUCAGGAUUAAGAGAUGUAAAGACUUCUAUGAGAUCCUGGGAGUGUCGAAGGAAGCUAGCGAUGAGGACUUGAAGAAAUCCUACAGGAAGCUGGCGCUACGAUUUCACCCAGAUAAGAACUUCGCCCCCGGAGCAACGGAUGCUUUUAAAGCUAUAGGAAAUGCAUAUGCUGUGCUGAGUAACCCAGAGAAGAGGCAGCAGUACGAUCAGUAUGGUGAUCAGAGCCCUGCAGAUACAUCCAGUCAAAAUUCAGCACAGCCUCGCCACACGUACGCACACCACCGCAACUUUACCAGGGACUUUGAGGCUGACAUCUCCCCAGAGGAGCUCUUCAACAUCUUCUUCGGGGGAAGAUUUCCUACAGGCAACAUCCAUGUGUACACCAACCGAGGAGCCUCUUAUGCUAAUUAUUAUCAGCCCCGCAGACGCCGCACAUUUGAGAGAAGAGAUGAGGAGGUGGAGGAAAGCCGCAGUCAGAACAACUUCACAGCUCUCCUGCAGCUCCUGCCGGUGCUGGUUCUCAUUCUAAUCUCUGUAUUUACUCAGCUGAUGGCCACCAACCCUCCAUACAGCCUCUCCUACAAACCGUCCAUGGGGUUGGUGGUGUCCCGGGAAACCCAACACAGGGGUGUGCCGUAUUAUGUGGAUAAGAGCUUUGAGAAGGAGUACGGUGGUGCCACGCUGGAGGAGCUGGAGAAGAACAUUGAGAGCGACUAUAUUGACCAUCUACAGAACAGCUGCUGGAAAGAGAAACAGCAGAAAUCUGAUCUAGCUAACCUCGGGCAGCUGUACCGCGACGAGCGUCUGAAACAGAAGGCCGAGACAAUGAAGCUUGAUCACUGUGACAAGCUGCAUCGCUUCUUGAGUCGACAGAAAGGAGAAUGAGCCCGCGUUCCCUCCCAGCAAGCACGGCCAACCUAAUAAGAGCUUUUAGUAUCUGUUAUAUAUUUCCUCGGGGGUCAACUUUUUUGGAAUGAAGAAAGGAACAGUGAGAUGAUUACAGCAGUGUAGCCCAAUCUGAUAUUCUUGUAAGUGCUGGUACCCGAUUCAUCCCUGAAGGCUGAACUGAUUCGGAUGUGUUGCACAGCUUCAAGGUAUGGAGGGUGUGACUGGUUCGAGUGCCUGGGAUUUUUUCCUUACAUUAAGGAGUGCAGGCAUCAGGCUGGCAGACAGGGUUAAGAUAGCUAUUGUUGAGUUCACACUCCUGGUUUAUUGCUUGAGGUUUAUUGUUAAUAGAAAUAUUGUAUUUAAUAACAUUAUUUAACUUCUUUUUCCUGAAUCUGUGCUGUGAGUUAAACAUUGACAAGAUGAUUAAAGCUGUUACUAGGAAAAAGCGAUUUUUCUUUUUUUGUAGAAAACUAAAAACAACUGUUAUUAAAGACAGGGACAUAAACCACUACACAGCUUUUAAAAACUCUCAAAGUAGCGAAAAUAAUCUUUGUAUACAUUAACUCAGUGUUUUAGUCAUUUGUUACAAUGUUGUACAUUUUGGAAGGAGAAAAAAUACUUUUUCUGGGCAUUGACAGACUUGUUGGUUAAUUCACCUACAAUUUUGAUUUCUAUUUUGGCACUUUAGUUUCUCUUUAAACUUUAUUAAUAUAUUGCAUGCAACAGUUCAUCCCUGCAUUCUCCUGCUUUUUGCUCAGAAGUGUUAAGAACCGUUAAAUAUCAGUAAAUAUGACCAUGGGAGUCUGUUUUGAUGUAGAAUCCAUGUUUAACCACAUGUCACCGUCAUAACACUAUAGUCAUAACGUUCUGAAUAUAAUGAACUUUAGCACAAAUUGAGCAUGAAUGUUGAGAUGUUCAGAAGUGCUAAGGCAGAAUCCUGAUCUCAAGUGUUACGAGAAAGCGUCAAAGGUGACGUGUGAAGUUUGUGUCAGUGGCGGUAUUGUGAUCUUGUUUCUACGCAGUACCCAAGCUGUUGGUGCUUUAGUUUGGAUUGAAUGCAUAUUUUGU
Messenger RNA from Triplophysa dalaica, 2639 nucleotides. It is a transcript of the gene dnajc18, whose product is annotated as DnaJ (Hsp40) homolog, subfamily C, member 18. Lineage: Eukaryota; Metazoa; Chordata; Actinopteri; Cypriniformes; Nemacheilidae. The transcript has 8 exons. Bases 348 to 1568 code for a protein of 406 amino acids. The record is from RefSeq and is a predicted model, not a curated record. Gene Ontology annotation, molecular function: Hsp70 protein binding. Gene Ontology annotation, biological process: cellular response to misfolded protein. Gene Ontology annotation, cellular component: endoplasmic reticulum membrane.